Messenger RNA from Malassezia globosa CBS 7966, 1155 nucleotides. RefSeq lists its product as uncharacterized. Bases 1 to 1155 code for a protein of 384 amino acids. The transcript has a single exon. Gene Ontology annotation, biological process: transmembrane transport. Gene Ontology annotation, molecular function: UDP-N-acetylglucosamine transmembrane transporter activity. NCBI's taxonomy places the organism in Eukaryota, Fungi, Basidiomycota, Malasseziomycetes, Malasseziales, Malasseziaceae. Gene Ontology annotation, cellular component: endoplasmic reticulum membrane; Golgi membrane. The record is from RefSeq and is a predicted model, not a curated record.
AUGUCUGCGUCGAUUCGUGCCCGAGGCGCCGCCGACGAUGCCGACAAGAAACAAGCGGUAGCAGGAAUACAUGAAAAAGGAAGGAUUACAUCUGCACCGAGUUCAGCGCGCUUCAAUGCUGCUCUCGCCGAUUUCGGUCUCAUCAUGUCGCUCAUUUUUGGCGGGUGCUGUAGUAAUGCACUGACGCUGGAACUCACGACAAAGCAGCUUCCUGCCUCUGGAACCCUUAUCACCCUUGCGCAGUUUGUGGCUACAACCCUCAUUUCACUGGUGGGAGAAGUCGAAUGGACAAGCGCGUUUGGCAUACCGGUGUUAUGGCUAAAGCGACCUAGUGUCCCGAUACGUCGCUGGUUGAUUCAGGUUGUGCUGUACUUUUUCACCAGCAUUCUUAAUAACUCAGCCUUUGCGUAUGAUAUUCCCAUGUCUGUGCACAUCAUAUUUCGGAGCGGUGGAAUGCUGGUGAACAUGCUUCUGGGUUACACCGUGGAUGGGAAGCGUUACUCGUUUCUUCAGCUUGCCAGUGUAUGCCUAGUGACGGUCGGCGUUGUGGUGGCGACAAUGUCAGCCAUGUCGUCGUCAGAUAGUGCUACAUUCUUUUUACCGAGUACCACAGAAAGCGACUACUUGUUUGGUGUGCUUCUGCUGAGUCUUGCUUUGUUCACAUCUGGCUUCAUGGGUCUAUUCCAGGAGCGCACGUACGGCAAGUACGGACGACAACACUGGCAUGAGGCACUGUUUUAUUCGCAUUUAUUCUCGCUACCGCUUUUUCUGCUCCAAUCGCGCAGUUUGUCGAACCAGAUCCGUGAGGCAAAUGCCACGCCGCGUGAAUGGCUAUCGAUGUGCCAGACAUGUCGCUUUAAUAAGUUGGGUUUGCAUGUGCCGUCGUACUAUGUGAGACUAGCGCUCAACGUAUUCACACAGCUUUUGUGUAUAAACGGCGUGAACCGACUCACGUCUCGCGUUUCGAGUCUGAGUGUAUCACUUGUGCUUGUGGUUCGCAAAGCCGUGAGUCUCGUAAUCAGUGUUGUGUUGCUGAACGGACAGGCUGGGAGCAUUAGCCUCUGGUUUGGAGCUGCUGCCGUCAUGGUCGGCACGAUCGGAUACACGUAUGGCGGUGCCAAGCGCCGUCCUGUACCACAUGCUAAAAGUGCAUAA